UGAUAUUGUAUAUUUAUGACUUAUCUGAUUAUUUCUUUCAACUUGCUACUGUGGACCAGGUAUGUUCCUUCUCAUUUGCACCUUAUGGUCUUUGAGUUGGUAAAAAACUCUCUGCGUGCGGUUCAAGAAUGUUUUAUGAAUUCUGAUAAGAAUGCCCCUCCUGUUAGAAUUAUUGUCGCUGAUGGGAUUGAAGAUGUUACAAUAAAGAUAUCAGAUGAAGGGGGUGGCAUACCAAGAAGUGGUCUUCCAAAGAUUUUCACAUAUCUCUAUAGCACUGCUAAAAAUCCACUCGAGGAAAACGAUGAAGGAAGCUCAGAUGGAGUAAUUAUGGCUGGUUAUGGUUAUGGGCUUCCAAUUAGUCGUCUCUAUGCUCGCUAUUUUGGUGGUGAUUUACAAAUUAUCUCUAUGGAAGGAUAUGGUAAAUCCAAUUCUUUCUUUAUGCAAUACUUAAUCUCAAGUUCAAUUUGUCCUGCUUGAAUUCCAAUAUGGCUCAUUCAUUGCCUAUUAUGUUGCCAAUACUUAUUCGUGAUUUACAAACUCGUGCUUGCUAUGAUUUUUUGAUACAAACCGGAUGCUAUGCUUUUGUUACAAUGAUUUUUUUUAUACAAACCGAAUGCUAUGCUUUUGUUACAAACCAUAUACUAGUUGGAGACU
Messenger RNA from Zingiber officinale, 654 nucleotides. Its product is annotated as pyruvate dehydrogenase (acetyl-transferring) kinase, mitochondrial-like. Gene Ontology annotation, cellular component: mitochondrion. The record is from RefSeq and is a predicted model, not a curated record. NCBI's taxonomy places the organism in Eukaryota, Viridiplantae, Streptophyta, Magnoliopsida, Zingiberales, Zingiberaceae. Gene Ontology annotation, biological process: protein phosphorylation; regulation of glucose metabolic process. The transcript is spliced from 2 exons. The coding region runs from base 16 to 477 and encodes 153 amino acids. Gene Ontology annotation, molecular function: pyruvate dehydrogenase (acetyl-transferring) kinase activity.